AUGAAUCCACCUGAUCAGCCUGGAAGCAACAAUGCCCCACCAACGCGACCUGCGACUUGGGCCGAGCGGGCUGGAGGGAUACUAGGUCCAGUUGCAGUCACAAACCCACCACCGCCGGCAGGCCAAACGCCACCGCCAGCGGGCCAAGCAGGAGCCGAUGGAGCUCUUGUUAACCCACCCCGAGGUCCACUGGCAACUCCCACAGGUGGAGAUCCUCGGCCAAAUGCACCAUUCCAAGUUUAUGGUGCUCCAUUAGGUUUUAAUCAUCUUACACCGGGAGUAAUCAUUAGUUUUCCUCAACACGCACCGCAUUGGCAAAACCCUCCCCGUGGGCCAUUGACUAAUUAUGACUCAAUAUCACACCAAGGACAUUGGGUGGAAAGCAAAAUACGGAAAUUCAUUGUUAUUGAAAGAAGGACACAUCAUUGCAUAGUCCUUCCCAUGUUUACACAUGGUGGCCGAGGCCUCUCAGGAAAACAGGACAGACAUAGAAUGGAAUAUAUUGGUGUACUUGAUGCAGCUGAUUGGGACCGUCCGGACUUGGCCUCAGAAAAUGCAUAUCACACACCAAAUGGAUCGAUUUGGGCAACCAGGGCCCCUGCAUUCGCCCGCGCAGCAAGGGGAUCAUUUCAUUGGAUAUCACCCGCGGCGUAUGUGCAACAUACAGCUCCUCAACGUUUCGAUUAUAGUUGGCCGUGCUUACUGGAAGGUGGGAUUUUUACCCCGGCUGACCUGGCACUCCUACUUGCUAAAUACUACGAGAACUGUCCACGCCCACACUACGAGCUGCCUCAACUAAUACCUAUAUUACCGCUACCUCUCUACUAUGGCCAACCCCAACAAACACCUUAGUCAGGAUCAAAUGGCAUACAGGGCCCCCGUCCAAUUGCCUCUAAUCUGGAACCCUGAGAUUUGAUAGUUGAAGAUGGGACAGUCCUUUCCUUCUAGCCACAGAUGCAUGGUUGUGGCCCUGAAAGAAUGCCUCGAUAUUUGGCUAGUUAUUGCGCGUGCUUUCCUAUUAUUCUAGC
Messenger RNA from Mollisia scopiformis, 1028 nucleotides. RefSeq lists its product as uncharacterized. Lineage: Eukaryota; Fungi; Ascomycota; Leotiomycetes; Helotiales; Mollisiaceae. The record is from RefSeq and is a predicted model, not a curated record. The transcript is spliced from 2 exons. Bases 1 to 852 code for a protein of 283 amino acids.